This is a messenger RNA of Dovyalis caffra, 321 nucleotides long. The record is from the annotation of a GenBank genome assembly. Lineage: Eukaryota; Viridiplantae; Streptophyta; Magnoliopsida; Malpighiales; Salicaceae.
AUGAAACAUCUAGACUGCACUCACAAGGCAAUACUUUCCAUACUGCUCAAACCCAAAGCAACUAUGUUAAAUAUUCUUCUGAAGCGAAGGGCAGAAAUACGAAUUAUCAACCGCAAGUUACCUCUUGUUAAGGAUGCUUGCUACAUGCAGCGGCCUAAAAGAUAUCCUCCACUGACACCUCAACCGCAAGCUGUCUAUAAUGGUCAGCCACCUUUGCCGCCACCACCACCAGAACCAUCGAAUUCCAGCGACUGCUGUGCCUUGACCUAUGUUAUUCGCCUAUAUAAUAUGCGCAAGCGUAGAGAAUGCUUUGCUCGAUGA